UGACAUGAAAAAUGACUUGCUGAAUUAAUUCCAUUGUGACGUGUGUGUGUGUGUGUGUGUGUGUGUAGGGGGUGUGGCUUUGCCCGCCUAGACCUGUCCUCUUGGCUGCGGUGUUCAUUGCCCGUCUGGAAGUUAAAGAGCAAACAUGAGCGGACGUGUCGGAGAUUUGAGCCUCAAGCAAGGGGAUGCUUUAGCCCAGUUUCGGGUCAGAAUCCAGGACAUCCUUCCAGACCUUCCGGCUGAGCACAACCACUACUUGUUACGCUGGCUCCGAGCGAGAAGCUUCAAUGUUGCCAAAGCUGAAGCCAUGAUCCGGAAGCACAUUGACUUCAGGAGGAAAAUGAAGGUGGACACUAUCAUCUCCGACUGGACGCCGCCUGAGGUGAUCCAGAAGUACGUGUCCGGCGGCAUGUGCGGCUACGACAAGGAGGGAAGUCCGAUCUGGUACGACGUGAUUGGCCCGCUGGACCCCAAAGGUCUCCUGAUGUCGGCCACCAAGCAGGACUUCAUGAGGACCAAGAUCCGGAACAUCGAGAUCCUGCAGAGGGAGUGUCGGCGCCAAUCUAGCAAGUUGAGCAAGAACGUGGAGUCCAUCACCAUCGUCUACGACUGCGAGGGGCUCGGCCUCAAGCACAUGUGGAAGCCCGCCAUCGAGACCUACGGCGAGAUUCUCACCAUGUUUGAGGAGAACUACCCGGAGGGGCUCAAGAAGGUCUUUCUCAUCAAAGCUCCCAUACUGUUUCCGAUGGCGUACAACCUGAUCAAGCACUUCCUGUGCGAGGAGACGAGACGCAAACUCGCCGUUCUCGGAGGUAACUGGCAGGAAGAGCUGCGUAAACACGUAGACGCCGAGCAGCUCCCGGUGGCGUACGGCGGAACCCGGACUGACCCGGACGGAGACCCUCGCUGCAGAACCAUGAUCAACCACGGCGGCACUGUGCCGAGGUCGUACUACGUGCGGGACUCCGUCCAGGUCCGGUACAACACGAGCGUCACCAUCAGCCGCGGCGCCGUCCUACAGCUGGACUAUGACAUCGGCGCCCCCUGCAGCCUGCUGAGGUGGCAGUUCUCCAGCGACGGCGCCGACAUCGGAUUUGGUGUCUAUAAACGCACGGCGGACGGCGGCGAGCAGAAGUUGGCGGCCAUGUUGGAGGUUGUUCCCUGCGAACGCUACAACGCUCACCUGGUGCCCGAGGACAACGCCAUCACCUGCCCCGAACCUGGAGUGUAUGUGUUGUGUUUCGACAACAGCUACAGCAUCAUCCAGUCCAAGACGGUCAGCUACACGGUGGAGGUGCUCCCUCCCGCGCUCUGACCACAACAGGAGAGGCUCUGAUGCAGCCGGACCGGACCGGACCGCGUCAUUGGUCACCAGCGUCAUCAUUCCAUUGUGAACGUGGACGCUUCAUUAGGUGCACCUGCACGGUCUGGAGCAGUGGCUCUUAACCUUGUUGGAGGUACCGAACUCCACCAGUUUCAUAUGCGCAUUCACCCAACACUUCUUUAGUGACAAAUAUAUAUAUAUUUUUUUCAAAUUCAAGACAAAGUUAUAUGUUUUUGGUAACACUUUAUUAUGGGGAACAUAUUGUAAGUAACAAAGACUUAAUUUAGAAUUAUUUGGACACUAGGGGAACAUAUUCUAAGUAACAAAGACUUAAUUUAGAGUUAUUUGGACACUAGGGGAACAUAUUUUAAGUAACAAAAACUUAAUUUAGAGUUAUUUGGACACUAGGGGAACAUAUUCUAAGUAACAAAGACUUAAUUUAGAGUUAUUUGGACACUAGGGGAACACAUUCUAAGUAACAAAGACUUAAUUUAGAAUUAUUUAGACACUAGGGGAACAUAUUCUAAGUAACAAAGACUUAAUUUAGAGUCAUUUGGACACUCGGGGAACACAUUCUAAGUAACAAAGACUUAAUUUAGAGUUAUUUGGACACCCGGGGAACAUAUUCUAAGUAACAAAAACUCAAUUUAGAGUUAUUUAGACACUAGGAGAACAUAUUCUAAGUAACAAAGACUAAAUUUAGAGUUAUUUAGACACUAGGGGAACACAUUCUAAGUAACAAAGACUCAAUUUAGAGUUAUUUGGACACCCGGGGAACAUAUUCUAAGUAACAAAGACUCAAUUUAGAGUUAUUUGGACACUAGGGCAGGGGUCGGCAACCCAAAAUGUUGAAAGAGCCAUAUUGGACCAAAAAUACAAAAACAAAUCUGUCUGGAGCCGCAAAAAAUUAAAUCCAUAUUACAUACAGAUAGUGUGUCAUGAGAUAUACAUUUAAUUAAGAGGACUUAAAGGAAACUAAAUGAGCUCAAAUAUAGCUACAAAUGAGGCAUAAUGAUGCAAUAUGUACAUACAGCUAGCCUAAAUAGCAUGUUAGCAUCGAUUAGCUUGCAGUCAAUAACAUCAACAAAACUCACCUUUGUGCAUUCACACACACGUUUGGAUAAUGGAUACGCGGAAGAAGAUGGAUGGACACAUGUUUGGUGGACAAAAUGAGACAGAAAAAAAAGUGGCAUAAAACACUUCCUAGAAAGUGGAGAAAGUUGUACAUGUAAACAAACUAAGGUGAGUUCAAGGACCGCCAAAAUUAGUAGGACAAAACGGCGCUCGCCAAAUACUCGAAUCAGUGAAGCAUGUUUAACAUAAACAGUGUGCUUUAUAACAAUUAGGAAGGUUUGUGUCAUGUUUCUCCUCCUACAGAAACCAUAUUAACACAAAAAAUAUACUUUUUCCACCUCACCUUUUUCCAUUUUUCAUACAUUUUUGAAAAAGCUCCAGAGAGCCACUAGGGCGGCGCCAAAGAGCCGCAUGCGGCUCUCGAGCCGCAGGUUGCCAACCCCCGCACUAGGGGAACACAUUCUAAGUAACAAAGACUUAAUUUAGAAUUAUUUGGACACUAGGGGAACACAUUCUAAGUAACAAAGACUAAAUUUAGAGUUAUUUAGACACUAGGAGAACAUAUUCUAAGUAACAAAGACUAAAUUUAGAGUUAUUUGGACACUAGGGGAACACAUUCUAAGUAACAAAGACUAAAUUUAGAGUUAUUUGGACACUAGGGGAACACAUUCUAAGUAACAAAGACUUAAUUUAGAGUUAUUUGGACACCCGGGGAACAUAUUCUAAGUAACAAAGACUAAAUUUAGAGUUAUUUGGACACUAGGGGAACAUAUUCUAAGUAACAAAGACUAAAUUUAGAGUUAUUUGGACACUAGGGGAACAUAUUCUAAGUAACAAAGACUAAAUUUAGAGUUAUUUGGACACUAGGGGAACAUAUUCUAAGUAACAAAGACUAAAUUUAGAGUUAUUUGGACACUAGGGGAACAUAUUCUAAGUAACAAAGACUAAAUUUAGAGUCAUUUGGACACUCGGGGAACAUAUUCUAAGUAACAAAGACUCAAUUUAGAGUUAUUUGGACACUAGGGGAACAUAUUUUAAGUAACAAAAACUUAAUUUAGAGUUAUUUGGACACUAGGGGAACAUAUUCUAAGUAACAAAGACUUAAUUUAGAGUUAUUUGGACACUAGGGGAACAUAUUCUAAGUAACAAAGACUCAAUUUAGAGUUAUUUGGACACUAGGGGAACAUAUUUUAAGUAACAAAGACUAAAUUUAGAGUUAUUUGGACACUAGGGGAACAUUCUAAGUAACAAAGACUAAAUUUAGAGUUAUUUGGACACUAGGGGAACAUAUUUUAAGUAACAAAUACUUAAUUUAGAGUUAUUUGGACACCCUGGGAACACAUUCUAAGUAACAAAGACUAAAUUUAGAGUUAUUUGGACACUAGGGGAACAUAUUAUAAGUAACAAAGACUUAAUUUAGAGUUAUUUGGACUCUAGGGGAACAUAUUCUAAGUAACAAAGACUCAAUUUAGAGUUAUUUGGACACUAGGGCAGGGGUCGGCAACCCAAAAUGUUGAAAGAGCCAUAUUGGACCAAAAAUACAAAAACAAAUCUGUCUGGAGCCGCAAACAAUUUAAUCCAUAUUACAUACAGAUAGUGUGUCAUGAGAUAUACAUUUAAUUAAGAGGACUUAAAGGAAACUAAAUGAGCUCAAAUAUAGCUACAAAUGAGGCAUAAUGAUGCAAUAUGUACAUACAGCUAGCCUAAAUAGCAUGUUAGCAUCGAUUAGCUUGCAGUCAAUAACAUCAACAAAACUCACCUUUGUGCAUUCACACACACGUUUGGAUAAUGGAUACGCGGAAGAAGAUGGAUGGACACAUGUUUGGUGGACAAAAUGAGACAGAAAAAAAAGUGGCAUAAAACACUUCCUAGAAAGUGGAGAAAGUUGUACAUGUAAACAAACUAAGGUGAGUUCAAGGACCGCCAAAAUUAGUAGGACAAAACGGCGCUCGCCAAAUACUCGAAUCAGUGAAGCAUGUUUAACAUAAACAGUGUGCUUUAUAACAAUUAGGAAGGUUUGUGUCAUGUUUGUCCUCCUACAGAAACCAUAUUAACACAAAAAAUAUACUUUUUCCACCUCACCUUUUUCCAUUUUUCAUACAUUUUUGAAAAAGCUCCAGAGAGCCACUAGGGCGGCGCCAAAGAGCCGCAUGCGGCUCUCGAGCCGCAGGUUGCCGACCCCCGCACUAGGGGAACACAUUCUAAGUAACAAAGACUCAAUUUAGAGUUAUUUGGACACUAGGGGAACACAUUCUAAGUAACAAAGACUUAAUUUAGAGUUAUUUGGACACUAGGGGAACACAUUCUAAGUAACAAAGACUUAAUUUAGAAUUAUUUGGACACUAGGGGAACAUAUUCUAAGUAACAAAGACUAAAUUUAGAGUUGUUUGGACACUAGGGGAACAUAUUUUAAGUAACAAAGACUAAAUUUAGAGUUAUUUGGACACUAGGGGAACACAUUCUAAGUAACAAAGACUUAAUUUAGAAUUAUUUGGACACUCGGGGAACAUAUUCUAAGUAAUACAGACUUAAUUUAGAGUUAUUUGGUUAGAGUUAGGGUCAGGGUUAGAGGAUUAGGGUUUUUGGUAACACGAGUACGGGGAACAUGUAAGUAACAAAGACUAAAUUUAGAGUUAUUUGGACACUAAGGUAACAUUCUAAGUAACAAAGACUAAAUUUAGAGUUAUUUGGACACUAGGGGAACAUAUUCUAAGUAACAAAGACUUAAUUUAGAGUUAUUUGGACACUAGAGGAACAUAUUCUAAGUAACAAAGACUAAAUUUAGAGUUAUUUGGACACUAGGGGAACAUAUUCUAAGUAACAAAGACUUAAUUUAGAGUUAUUUGGACACUAGGGGAACAUAUUCUAAGUAACAAAGACUACAUUUAGAGUUAUUUGGACACUAGGGGAACAUAUUCUAAGUAACAAAGACUUAAUUUAGAGUUAUUUGGACACAAGGGGAACAUAUUCUAAAUAACAAAGACUUAAUUUAGAGUUAUUUGGACACUAGGGGAACAUAUUCUAAGUAACAAAGACUUAAUUUAGAGUUAUUUGGACACUCGGGGAACAUAUUCUAGGUAACAAAGACUAAAUUUAGAGUUAUUUGGACACUAGGGGAACAUAUUUUAAGUAACAAAUACUUAAUUUAGAGUUAUUUGGACACUAGGGGAACAUAUUCUAAGUAACAAAGACUAAAUUGAGAGUUAUUUGGACACUAGGGGAACACAUUCUAAGUAACAAAGACUUAAUUUAGAGUUAUUUGGACACCCGGGGAACAUAUUCUAAGUAACAAAGACUCAAUUUAGAGUUAUUUGGACACUAGGGCAGGGGUCGGCAACCCAAAAUGUUGAAAGAGCCAUAUUGGACCAAAAAUACAAAAACAAAUCUGUCUGGAGCCGCAAAAAACUAAAUCCAUAUUACAUACAGAUAGUGUGUCAUGAGAUAUACAUUUAAUUAAGAGGACUUAAAGGAAACUAAAUGAGCUCAAAUAUAGCUACAAAUGAGGCAUAAUGAUGCAAUAUGUACAUACAGCUAGCCUAAAUAGCAUGUUAGCAUCGAUUAGCUUGCAGUCAAUAACAUCAACAAAACUCACCUUUGUGCAUUCACACACACGUUUGGAUAAUGGAUAAGCGGAAGAAGAUG
Nerophis lumbriciformis (worm pipefish) is the source of this 6040-nucleotide messenger RNA. RefSeq names its product SEC14-like lipid binding 7 (gene sec14l7). NCBI's taxonomy places the organism in Eukaryota, Metazoa, Chordata, Actinopteri, Syngnathiformes, Syngnathidae. The record is from RefSeq and is a predicted model, not a curated record. Gene Ontology annotation, cellular component: cytoplasm.